Molecule: messenger RNA, 1727 nt
Organism: Durio zibethinus
Lineage: Eukaryota; Viridiplantae; Streptophyta; Magnoliopsida; Malvales; Malvaceae
Source: RefSeq, a predicted model, not a curated record
ACCCUAAACCCUUAACUUACUCCAACUCAUUGAUAAUUCAAUUCUCUGUAUAUUUUCUCAAUUUGCUUUAAAUUACUGAUUUUGGUUUCUUUCGAAUUAGAAUCAGCGAUGGACGUUGACCAUUACAGCGUCCUGGGAUUACCUUCUGGCGACGAAGGAGCCAAUUUGACGACAAAAGAAAUUACCAAAGCUUAUAGAGAAAAAGCCCGCGAUCUUCAUCCCGACAAACGGAAAGACGAUCCAAACGCCCAUGAAAACUUCAUAAAGCUCAAAUCUUCCUACGAAAUUCUCGUCGAUGAAAAAGCCCGAAAGCUCUUCGAUGAUCUACUCCGCGUGAAACGUGACCAGCAACGCCGUUUUGCUCAGCAAGACUCCAAGCGACGGAAAAUGAUGUCGGAUUUGGACGAUAGAGAACGUGCCUCGUUUGCCCCUGAUCCCAUUGUCAAGGCUAAAGAGGAAGAGGAGAGAAUUGCCAGGAAAUUGAAGGAUGAGAUUGCGAGGAUACGUGAAAUGCACGCGAAUAAAGGUGCGAGUAUGGGGACAGGCUCGGGUUCGGGCUUGAAUCAAGGGAAUAGUGGGGGUGGGGGGUUGGAUAAAGAGAAGGUUUUGAAGGUUUCUUGGGAGAAAAUUGGGGACGAUUAUACCGCGGAGAAGUUAAGGGAAUUGUUUUCCAGGUUUGGGGAAGUUGAGGAUGUUGUAGUCAAGAGUUCAAAGAAAAAAGGGUCUGCUCUUGUUGUCAUGGCUACUAAAGAGGCAGCUGUUGCUGCCACAGGAAAUGUUAGUGGGAGUCUAUCCAAUCCUUUGCUAGUUGUGCCCCUUAAACCGGCAAUAGCCCCAGAGUUUCCAGCUAUGCAGAAAGCCGAGGAAACUGAUCGUUUCAGUAAUUUGGUUGGGGCUGGUUACCAAGCUUUUGAAGAUGCUGUUCUCCAGAAACUGAAAAAGGCUGCCGAAAAACAAAAAAAAUGACAAUUCAAAUGCCUUUGGGUAGAAAUUCUCUUAUGCAUCAGUGGCGUAUGAUCCACAGAAAUUUUUAUGUAAAGCUACUUAUGCAAAUCCUUGUCAACGUUUUGAUCCACAUGACAAUGACACUUCGAUGGGAGCACAGCUGUUUCUAAGGGCUCUCGAGGAUCCCUUUCCUCGAUACAAAGUUCACCUAUAUCCUAUCUGAUUUGGAAUAUAUCACUCAGCUAAUGAAUUGUAAGUUCUUUGGCUCUAGAACCAACAGAUCAACUGUCAUCCUGGAUAAUUGCAUUGUAGAAAAUGUUCUAAUGACCUUUUGUAUAAAACAUUAUGCUUAAUUCUUAUAUUGUAAAAAAUUUAAGUAGUUUAAUUGUCAUGGUUAUUCAUAUCUUUUUAGUUCGAAGGAUUUGCCAUUGGAAUUUGUAUCACCUGCUACAUUUUCAACUCCAAGCUUCAAUUGAUGAUUGAUGCUCAAUACUCGAAAUUACUUGAUUGUUAUAAUUGGGAUUAUUCAGGAAUUUGCUUCCAUUCCUAUUUGAUUAAUCUGGUCAUGUUGUUUUUCUUCUUGGGUAAUCCUGUAUAUAUUUAUAGCCAUUACUAUAUUAUACCAGCAAAACACAAAGUCAGGAUUGCAUCAUUCUUCAAACACCUCUUUAAUAGGUGGACCAAUAUAAGGGUGUUAAAAUUUUUUAGGGGUGACAAUGUCUAGAGUUGCUCAUAGUCCGGGUCAAGUCGGUUCGGGUCAAGUUUAGUAUAUUUUAAUAUUU